Molecule: messenger RNA, 324 nt
Organism: Medioppia subpectinata
Lineage: Eukaryota; Metazoa; Arthropoda; Arachnida; Sarcoptiformes; Oppiidae
Source: the annotation of a GenBank genome assembly
AUGAAUGUAUUAUUUGAUACGGGCAGCGCUAACCUAAUUGUACCAUCGGCAAAAUGUUCGUCGGUCGCGUGUUUUCUACACGCAAAAUACUCGUCAGACUAUUCGUCGACAUACGUGGCCAAUGGCGCGCCGGUCACCUUACAGUACCGCACCAGUAAUCUUACAGGUAUACUGAGCACCGACACACUCACCAUUGGGGGUAUUGCGCGUAUAAAAAACCAAACUUUUACCGAGUACACUCGGGAGCCGGGGCUCGCGUUUGCUUACACCAAAUAUGACGCCGUUCUGGGGCUGGCAUUUCAGGCACUAGCCAUAGACAAUGUG